Molecule: messenger RNA, 1516 nt
Organism: Bactrocera dorsalis (oriental fruit fly)
Lineage: Eukaryota; Metazoa; Arthropoda; Insecta; Diptera; Tephritidae
Product: saccharopine dehydrogenase-like oxidoreductase
Exons: 7
Coding region: 95-1366 (423 amino acids)
Biological process (GO): glycolipid biosynthetic process
Cellular component (GO): lipid droplet; mitochondrion; plasma membrane
Source: RefSeq, a predicted model, not a curated record
CAUCAGCGCUUCUGCGUUUGCGAGUUCAGUAAUUGCGAAACAUUUAGCGUGUUCACAUUUUCGAAUAGUACCGGCAAAGUAUACAGUCAACAAUAUGAGUACUAAAUUGGAUGUAAUCAUAUUCGGUGCAACCGGUUUUACCGGAAAAAUUGUGGUCGAAAAGGCGGUGGAAGUGUUGCAAGGACUCACGUGGGGAAUUGCGGGCCGGAAUUUGAGCAAAUUGGAGAACGUAUUGAGUACCGUGGGUAAAAAAGUUGGCAAGGAUCUCUCGCUUAUACCAAUCACUAUAGCGGAUGUUGAAGAUGAAAAGUCUAUAAAAGAGAUGGCAAACAAGUGCAAGAUCGUUGUGAACUGCUGUGGUCCCUAUCGUUUGUAUGGUGAAAUAGUGGUGAAGUCAUGUAUUGAAGCCGGCACGCAUCAUGUGGACAUUAGCGGUGAGGCACAGUUUAUCGAAGGCAUGAUGGUGAAAUAUCAAGAUUUGGCUAAAGAGAAACACGCCUAUAUAAUCUCGGCCUGCGGAUUUGACAGUAUACCCGGAGAAAUGGGUGUCGCAUUUGCCGAACGCAAUUUUCCAGGCACCGUGAACUCCAUCGAAUCCUACUGGGAGAAUACGCUCGAUCUCAAAGAUAAAAAUUGUAAAACCUUGGUACAUGGCGGUACUUGGGAGAGCGUUAUUCACGUUUUAAGUCAUGUCGACGAACUUAUUGCACUCAGAGGGCAGUUGACGCCCAAAGAUCUGCCUCGCUUGGAGCCGGAAUUGAAAGUGCGCUCUUACCCACACAGGGUGCCUACGCUGAAAAGUUACUUUGUACCCAUUCAUGCUGGCGAUCGCGACCUUGUUGUACAGACACAAAAUUUCCUGUUUGAAAACGAGAAAAAGCGCCCCAUACAAUUCGAGAACUAUAUUGGUUAUAAAUCACUAUUAUACGCCGUCUUUGUGCCCUGGUUGUUAUCAUUAAUCACACUGUUUGCUCAAUACAGUUGGACGCGCAAAGUGCUAAUGAUGUUUCCGAAAUUUUUCACUUUGGGCAUUUUAACCGAAGAGGGACCCACCGAGGACAAUAUGGAGGGACACUCCUUUGAAAUGGUGUUCAAGACCACGGGCUGGACCAAAGAUCAAACGCUUAAUGAGCAACCUAAACAGCAAUUAUGGACACGGCUUUCUGCGCGCAAUCCCUUCUAUGCCAUGACUGCAGUGGCCCUAUUGGCUUCGGCGAAGAUAAUUUUGCUGGAGAAAGACAAGCUGCCGGGAAGUGGCGGCGUGAUUUCACCUGGUUAUGCAUUCCCCAAAACAAGUCUAAUCGAGGAGCUACAGAAGUAUAAAUAUGGCAUAAAGUUCGAGGUACUGAAACUGGAGAGCAUAUAAUAGAAAUUGCAUUUACAUAUGAUUGUUUCUACUAUUAAAAUAUGCAUUUUACUACAUACAUACAUACAUAUAUGUAUGCAGACUUACGUAAAUAAUGUACAUAUACAUAUGUAAAUUAUGAGUAAAUAAACUUUUUUUUCAUAAAAUGUU